This is a messenger RNA of Metopolophium dirhodum (rose-grain aphid), 1632 nucleotides long. It is a transcript of the gene vermilion, whose product is annotated as tryptophan 2,3-dioxygenase. The coding region runs from base 241 to 1311 and encodes 356 amino acids. The transcript has 9 exons. Lineage: Eukaryota; Metazoa; Arthropoda; Insecta; Hemiptera; Aphididae. The record is from RefSeq and is a predicted model, not a curated record. Gene Ontology annotation, molecular function: metal ion binding; L-tryptophan 2,3-dioxygenase activity; heme binding.
UUGACUGCUAAAUCGAGUAUAAUGCCUAUAUGAAUAGCCUAUAUGAAUUCUAUUAAUCAGUAGACAGCGUGUCGUUUAGUUCAUAUUAUACUGUUCUUUAUAAAAACAUAUUACAAGUCCACUUUUAAUAUUGUAUCCAGAAUCAAUUAAACCUAUUAUAAUAUAAGGUUAUACACGUCGAUUACGUCGUAUAUAUACGUACCAAUCGUUUUUAAUAGAAUUGAAGGCAUAUACCGAAAAAUGAGUUGUAUCAACGGUAAAGAUAGAGUCAAUGAUCAACAAAAUAACAGAAGGUGUAAACAGAAUGUUACCGCAGCCAACGGUUAUGCAGAUUAUCUACAACUUGACAAACUUUUAGAUUCUCAGACAAUGUUAAGUAAGCAAAACGGUAGAGUUUCGUACGACGAACAUCUCUUCAUAGUUACUCAUCAAGCUUACGAGUUGUGGUUCAAGCAGAUUUUAUUCGAAAUGGAUAUUGUUUGUAAAUUAUUAUCUGCUAACCUUUGGAAUAACGAGCACGAAAUGUUCAACAUCUUAAAGCGUUUAGGUAGGAUUUCAUCUAUUAUCAAGUUAUUAUUAGAACAUUUUGGUGUUUUGGAAACCAUGACGCCUUACGAUUUUGCUGAAUUUCGUGAUUAUCUAAAACCAGCAUCAGGGUUCCAGAGUCUUCAAUUCCGAAUGAUUGAAAAUAAAUUAGGAUUAAAAAAGGAAAACCGUGUCAGUUGUUGUAAAUCGUACACUGAUUGCUUUAGUGCUAAGAAAUAUGAUGAACUCGAACGCACUUCGGCUGAACCUAGCUUAUUCACUUUAGUUUGCCAUUGGCUCGAAUCUACUCCUAUGUUAAAAGAUAAUAUCGUGUGGGACCAGUAUCGAAGAGCGGCAGAUCACUGGUUAGAAGGAUCUACUGAGUCUGAUAUGUCUUGUCUGGAGAAACGCCGUAAGCUGAUGGACUCUGUGUUUAAAUGUGACCAGCACAAACGCCUAGUCGAACAGGGGAAUCGAACGUUUUCUCAUAUGGCGCUAAAGGGUGCCAUAAUAGUAUAUGCGUACAGACACGAAAAAGGGUAUGCAUUGGCCAACCGAAUACUAGAAUCAUUGGUGGAUAUCGACACGCUUUUAUCAAAAUGGAGAUACAGUCAUUUCGUUAUGGUGCACAAGAUGAUUGGAUCGUAUAGUUCCGGCACGGGUGGUACUUCUGGUUCAGAAUAUCUAAGAUCUACAUUAUGUGAUUCAUACCGAAUAUUCAUUGACUUGAUCAAUCUACCAGCACUAAUAAUACCUGCUAUAUACAUCCCACCAUUAAUAAAAUGACAAGGUAAAUAAAAUUACUUUUUUUGGAUUAAAUAUAAUAUAUUGCUUAUUAAUUUGUGAAUUUUAAUGAUUAUAUUUUGGAUUUAAAAACUAUUACAUAAAAUUAGCUAGAUUCUUUUAGUCACGGUAAUACCUAUCCAAAAUGUUUGUUAGUCCUUAAAAAAUUUAAAUAUAAGAUACCUAAUAUUGUUUAAAAAAUAUAAUUAAUUGAAGCACAUAUAAAUAUAAAAUAAAUAUUUAUUUUAACAAGUUUUAAAGAAAGUGUGUAUUUUUUAAACUAAGUUUUCUACAAUCUGUGUAUUUACUUGUUACUAUAUAAAA